Molecule: messenger RNA, 1861 nt
Organism: Fragaria vesca subsp. vesca
Lineage: Eukaryota; Viridiplantae; Streptophyta; Magnoliopsida; Rosales; Rosaceae
Product: cytochrome P450 734A1-like
Exons: 5
Coding region: 200-1798 (532 amino acids)
Molecular function (GO): heme binding; oxidoreductase activity, acting on paired donors, with incorporation or reduction of molecular oxygen; monooxygenase activity
Source: RefSeq, a predicted model, not a curated record
AUACAGUAUCUGCUAAAUAAAUUAGCCUAGAUUACAUACCAUAUAUAUGCAAACUACCUUCAUCCAAUAUAUACAGUACAUCACUCUUGCCUCCUUUACCCAUUUUCCAUUGCUAUAAGUUGUAAUAGUUUGUGCAUCACUUCUCCAUUUCUGAUUGAUCCUCAUCAUCUCCUAGCAAGAGAUCGAGCUAGCUAUAGAGAUGGAAGUGGAUGCUCUACCGAUAUGGUGGUCUGUUUUGUUUAUUGGUGUAUCGAGCUUGGUAAUGAAAUUGCUUAACAAGUUUUGGUUCGAGCCUAGAAGGAUUCGAACAGUGCUUUCGAAACAAGGGAUUAGAGGACCACCGCCCACCUUCCUUUUAGGCAAUGUCUCCGAGAUGCAAAAGAUUCAAUCCGCCCUGAUCAACAACACGCAUGAAGCGUUGGAUAGUCACCGCCAUCUCAACCACAAUUGGCUUCCUUUUGUAUUUCCACAUAUUUAUGAAUGGGCAAAAGAGUACGGUCCUAUAUUCAUGUACUCAACAGGGGUCAACCACCACCUGUAUGUGAGCGAUCCCGAAUUGUUAAUGGAGAUAAAACAAAACAACUCCCUAAAUCUAGGGAAACCUCCAUAUCUGGGUAAACCACUCCAACCCUUGUUAGGUGAUGGCCUUAUUCGCAGUAAUGGUGAAAAAUGGGCUGUACAAAGGAAUCUUCUUGCUCCGGAAUUCUUCCUUGCCAAGGUUAAGGGCAUGGUGGGUGUGAUGGUGGAAUCUACAACAUCAAUGAUCAAUACAUGGGAUUGUCGUAUACUAGAAAGCAAAUCUGGCAUUGUGGACAUGGAAGUCGAUGACGAGUUGAAGACACUAUCUGCAGAUAUCAUAUCAAGAGCAUGUUUCGGCAGUUCUCACUCCUUUGGAAAUCAGAUACUUGAAAAGAUUGCUCAAAUGGUGGACAUUUUGGGGAAACCAAGCUUACUAUAUGGCUUUCUUGAUUUUAGCUGGGUGCUUCCUAACAAGAAGUUAUGGAAUCUAAGGAAAGAAGUGGACUUUAUGUUGCUCAAGUUAGUGAGGGAUCGCCAGGUUAAACGACAAUCAGGUGCCGCAACAGAAAAUGACCUAUUACAAAUGCUACUCGAUAUUGCUUCUACUAACACCACUGACAUUCCUACACGUCGAAGAGAAGCUUUCAUUCUAGACAAUUGCAGAACUAUCUACUUUGCAAGCUCUGUAGCCACUUCUCUUACGGCAUCAUGGACCUUGGUGCUUCUGUCGCAGCACCCCGAAUGGCAGGACCGCAUUCGUGCGGAGAUCGUUGAGGUUUGUGGGGGUCCGGAUAAACUCCAUCAUUGCUUGCGCAACCCGGACGUGUUGCGCAAGUUCAAAGUGCUGACUAUGGUGAUUCAAGAGAGUAUGCGUCUUUAUGCAUCUGCAGUUCUACUUGUAAGAGCUGCCCUGGAGAAUGUGAAGUUGGGCAACCUUGAUGUGCCAAAAGGCACUAUCAUCCAGGUAUGCAGUGCUACAUUACACCGCGACCCUGAAAAUUGGGGUCCGGAUGCUGAUGAGUUUAAGCCGGAGAGGUUUGCAAAUGGGAUAUCUAAUGCGUGCAAGCAUCCCCAAGCUUAUGUGCCAUUUGGUUUUGGGCAUCGAGUGUGCAUUGGACAGACUUUUGCUAUAACACAACUGAAGAUAGAGCUCUCUCUAAUCUUGUCCAAGUUCGCAUUUUCCCUUUCUCCAAACUACCGCCAUGCACCUUCUCACAAAAUGUUACUGAUGCCUAAACAUGGAAUCAGACUCCUUGUUAAGCCUGUGCAAGCAGGCUAGAGAAAUAUGUAGUCAUCCCAGGUUGUCUACAUGUCCUGAAGUGACUAGCUUGGAUUAGAUUUG